CCGUCUAUCGCCGCUUAUAACGUGUUAUUAUUAUGAUAAUAAUUGUUGCAUUAAAAAAAUAUUCUUCCGCUCGUCGCAUCGAGUUUCCCCUCCACUGCUGCCCGACUGCCCGCAGCUUCCGUUAGUCAACCGCAACGCGUCCCCGUGAGUCAUUCCAGAAAUAAACGUUCGGCGCACCCUCCGCAUUGGCCCACACCUGCUGCAGCAGCGGCACUCGCACUCACGUUCUCCAGCCGGUUCGACGACGUUCACCUUCAACUGUGACGCAGGUCACCGUAAUUAAAUUCGUUAUUGGUGCCAACAAUUCGGUCGCUUUUCAUUGAUUUUGGUGCGUGCAGUGGAUUUGAUCUUAGACGACGUUACGCGAUCGUUCGUAUUAAUAUCGUUAUUCCUCCGUCGGUAGUUUCACUGUUUCGUCAACCAUGUGAACAUCACGGAUCACAGUGGAGCGGGAAAACGAACGAUUUGUGUGAUUCAUUAACGUACAAGAACUAUGUCUAAUUACAUUCGUCUUCCUGAUAAUGCAACAUGUACGUGCAGUUACUAAUGAUUCCAAGGAUUUGGCCGAUUGUCAUUAUGAAGCGACCGAAACGGUGAGAAACAUUUUGAAAAAGCAACUGCUCACGGCCGAUCUGUUCCAACAAACGUUUUUGUCCACCAUUCUUACUGCUUUGGACAACCACUCCGACAACAAUAACAGUGUCAUCAAUACUUGGCUGGACACGCUGCUAGAUUUUAUAGAAUUUUUACCUGUUGACUGCUUACAACAAGAGAUUUUACCAUUUGCUAUUGAAAAAAGCAAUAUCUCUAAGACUGAAUCAUCACGUUUGAUAAGUUGUCGGAUUUUCGGAUCUCUUGCCUCAAAAUUAAAUGGAUAUAUUAUUAAACGUGAAAUAUGGCCAUGUAUUUUAUCGCUUUGUCAAGACGAAAGUGUUCUAGUAAGGAAAACUGUUUGCCAAGAGCUAAGUAAAGUCAGUGCAUUUCUUAAAGAUGAUACUGACAACCUAAAAGACUGUGUAUUGUUGCCUGCCAUUGUGGACCUGGCCAAUGAUGCUGAUUAUGGUGUUAAAGUUGCUAUGCUCAAUGUGAUAGUUGAUAUAAUACCAUGCUUUCCGAAGGAAACAAUUAUCACUGUAAUAUUACCUAUGGUUAAAAAAUUAAUUGAUACCAAUAUUAAUAAAAGUACUAUAUUGGUAGUUGCUGUUGCCAAGAAUUAUGGUAUUAUUUGUAAAGCUCUAAAAGAUUAUCUAAAUUUUGAUGAUGUUUCUUGGUUUAUAAAUAAAUACACAGAUUUAUUAAAUGUAGAUCAAAUUUCUGAGCACCCAUGUAAUAAUGACAAUUAUAUUUAUGAACAACCGUAUUUGACUGUUCAAAUGUAUUGUGCUAGAAGUUUAACAGAUAUUGUACUUUUAAGUUCAUCGGACAAGGGCAGUACAACAUUGCUAAUUUUUUUGAUCAAUCAUUUAAUUGAUUUAGUCACAGAUAGUUAUGUGGAGAUAAAAAUAGCGUUAGUUGGUGUUAUCAAAGAAGUUUUAGUGACUCUUAAUGAUAAAGUUGUAUUGAUUUCUUCGGUUUUAAUGAAAUUAUUGUCUGAAAGAAAUAUUAAAGUUUUAAAAGUACUGAUUCCCAAUUUAAGCUUUAUGAUAACAAAAAUGAAAUACCAAGAACAAGUAUUGAAAUCAUUAAUGCUUUUAGAAGAAUAUUUAUGUGCUCAAUACAACUGGAGAUUGUAUACUGAAUUUUUGCACCAGUUAAUGGUAUUACCAACUUGUUAUACAUCCGACCAAGUAUUUCGUGUGGGUAGAGUGAUGUUCGAUAGAUUGGAAUGUAGACAAAAACCAAUCAAAGAAGCUGUUUGCACAUUGUUAUUGACUAUUUUACGUUACAAUUUAGAUGCUAAUCAAAGAACCUUACUGCGCGAACACCUUAUUGACCGUACAGUACAAAGUCCGAGUUUUUAUAGAAGAACAUUUUACAUAUUUAUUUGUCAAGAAGCUUUGAAUUUAUUUUCAACAGCAUAUUUUAAAAAACAUUUUUUUUCAGCUUUGCUAAUGUUAGCAGAUGAUAAAGUAGCAAAUAUUAGAUACAGUUUAUGUAAUAUCAUGCCUAAUUUAGUAAAUAUAUUUAAGAUUUCAACUGAAAAAUCUUUAGUUGAUAAAUUAAUAUGUACUAUAAACAUACUUUUGGUUGAUGAGGACCGGUCUGUUCUGGAACAACGUCCUAUCUUGGAGUACUGCAAUGCUUCUAUUAACCAUAUAAUACAGAGUAAUAAGUCUAUGUCAGAGUAUGCAAAAACUGAUGACGAUAUGAUAAAAUUCAGAGAAGAAUCUUGUUUGUUACUUAUGAAGCCAUCUGAACGUAUUAAUUUAGAUAACAGUGGCAUGUUCUUGAGAAGUCUUAUUGAAGAAAAGAUGUGUUCAAGUCAGAUAGAUGAUUGUUCAAGAAUAUCAAAUGAAGAUGGUAAAAUUUCUUUAGCUAGUAAAAAGGCAUUUAUGUUGGAGUCAGAGUUCAUUAAAGAUACUGGUGUUUCUAUUAACAAAAUGAUGGAGCAUUCAUCAAAAAUACCUACACCUGUGUAUCAAACUCUUGCCGAUACAAAAAAUAGUAAACCAUCCAAAGAAACAAAAAUUUCUCAUUUGCCAAUAAAAAAAGAUAGAAAAAAUUCUCCGGUUUAUCGAUCUCAAAAAAGAUAUGAUAGCAAUGAACAUGUAAUAACUCGAACAACAAAUAUCACUAAAAGAAAUGCAACAUCACGUGGGAAAAGAUUAAGUGUACCUGUAAUGUCUAGUAUCAAUGUUGACAUCACAAAAGAUGCAAAUGGUAACCUAGUAAAGUUUGCAUCCAAAAGACCACAAUCGUGCUAUGUAGAAAAUCAUAUUGUGUCAAAAAAUAAAAUUGAAAAAUCAUUAUCUGAUGAAGCUUUGGAUAAAACAUCUAAGAAUAAACCGUUGAGUCGUCUUCCAAUAAGAAAAUCGCAAGGUAAAUGAAAUGUAGUUUUCCAUUAGGUUAAAAUUGAAACUAUUGAUCUUAUGCCAAAUUAAAAUAUCUUAGCUGUGAUAAAUAUUCAGUAUACGCACCAAAAAUAAAGAAAUCAAUUAUAUUAUUGUAGGUACAAAUGUUUUAACUUAAAAUGUAUAUUUAUUU
Sipha flava (yellow sugarcane aphid) is the source of this 3144-nucleotide messenger RNA. RefSeq names its product serine/threonine-protein phosphatase 4 regulatory subunit 4-like. Lineage: Eukaryota; Metazoa; Arthropoda; Insecta; Hemiptera; Aphididae. Gene Ontology annotation, molecular function: protein phosphatase regulator activity. The coding region runs from base 522 to 2987 and encodes 821 amino acids. The transcript is spliced from 16 exons. The record is from RefSeq and is a predicted model, not a curated record. Gene Ontology annotation, cellular component: cytosol; protein serine/threonine phosphatase complex.